Messenger RNA from Dreissena polymorpha, 963 nucleotides. RefSeq lists its product as uncharacterized. Lineage: Eukaryota; Metazoa; Mollusca; Bivalvia; Myida; Dreissenidae. The record is from RefSeq and is a predicted model, not a curated record. The coding region runs from base 232 to 945 and encodes 237 amino acids. The transcript has 4 exons.
ACUAGUGCUGACGUUGGAACUACGCACGCGCCUUAAAACUGAAAUAUUAUACGGAUAUUAAACAUCGGACAUUGAGGAACAUUAAGCGUUAACGGCCACCUUAUAACGUGUUCAGUUUUCUUAAUUUAUCAAUAUAAUAGUUCGACCCAUGUGUUCAAUAUAGUGGAUAUAGGUAACGAGACAUUGACUAAACGACAAAAAAAACAGCUUGAUACAAAAUAUAGCACUGUAAUGAAUUCUUUACAGAGUGGGAUCAUUUUGCAAUGUGUUUUCGUGAUGAUGGUCAUCGGACAACCGUUUAAUCCAUUUACCUUUCUUCCAGGAGGAAGAGGAGGUACGUUCGGUAGUUUUUACCUCGGAACUCUGUUCGGUCCAGGCGGCUUUGCCGGUGGUGCUCUUUCAGGAGGUGGUGGCGCGCAGACCGGAAAUGGCGCUCCAAGAGGCGCGGCUUGGGCUGGAAUGGAUAUGUUCAGAACAGCAGUGGCAGCGAGAGGGGCGGGAGCUGCCGGAAUUGUGCAGCCUAGGAAACCAGGUCGUCCACUUGUAUCAGGCAUGGAUGCCAACCUGGUCGCCGAUCUGAUGGGCGGUCGUCCGGGACCGCUCCCAAUUGACAUCGCACAGGAAGCGGCGGAACUGCGCGCGAAGGGCUGGACCUCGGACCAGAUCUCCGACACACUGGGAGACAAGAUGCAGCUGCGCUUCAAUGUCCCCAUAGCUAAAGCGGCGGGAAGCACAACUAUGUCGACAGCGUCUGGAGGAGCAGCGGGCAUGGACGCUAAUCUGGUUGCCGAACUUAUGGAAGGCCGCCCAGGACCACUUCCGAUGGACAUCGCACAGGAAGCGGCGGAGCUGCGCGCGAGGGGCUGGACCUCGGACCAGAUCUCUGACACGCUUGGAGACAAAAUGCAGCUGCGCUUCAGUAACCUCAUGGCGGCAGUGGCGUAAAGCUCGGAGCUUGGAGUA